Messenger RNA from Penicillium cinerascens, 600 nucleotides. RefSeq names its product nascent polypeptide-associated complex subunit alpha. The coding region runs from base 1 to 600 and encodes 199 amino acids. Gene Ontology annotation, cellular component: cytoplasm; nascent polypeptide-associated complex. The record is from RefSeq and is a predicted model, not a curated record. NCBI's taxonomy places the organism in Eukaryota, Fungi, Ascomycota, Eurotiomycetes, Eurotiales, Aspergillaceae. The transcript has 3 exons. Gene Ontology annotation, biological process: protein targeting to membrane.
AUGGCCGACCCCCGUGUUGAAGAGCUCCCCGAUGAGGAGGUUCCCCAGAACGUUGAGGAGGCCAGCGACUCCGAGUCCGAGGCCGGCGAUGCCACCAUUCCCGCCGGUGCUGCUGUCACCAUCCACUCUCGCAACGAGAAGAAGGCUCGCAAGGCCAUUGCCAAGCUCGGCCUGACGCACGUCCCCGGCAUCACCCGUGUCACCCUCCGCCGCCCCAAGAACGUCCUCUUCGUCGUCAACCAGCCCGACGUCUACAAGUCCUCCAACAGCAACACCUGGAUCAUCUUCGGUGAGGCCAAGAUUGAGGACUUGAACGCCCAGGCCCAGGCUUCCGCCGCUCAGCAGCUCGCUGCCGCCGAGGCUGCCGGUGACCACGCUGGUCACGACCACGACCACGAUCACUCCGACCUUGGCAAGGCCGUCGAGCCCAAGAAUGAUGAGGAGGAGGAUGAUGGUGAGGAGGUUGACGAGACCGGCCUCGAGGCCAAGGACAUUGACCUGGUCGUUGCCCAGGCCAACGUUUCCCGUAAGAAGGCCGUCAAGGCCCUGCGGGAGAACGAUAACGAUAUCGUCAACUCCAUCAUGGCUCUCAGCAUAUAA